GUAACUAGAACAGAUGCCUAAACAUACAAUCUGCAUUCAGCGUGUGCAGCAUCAUAGUGAAUAAUACCUUUGGGGCAUCCCUAGGUGCCGGUGCUCUACCUCUUUUUUGUUGUGCUUCAGAUCUGAGCCAGUAAGUUCUGUAAUUCCAUCCUAAGCAGGAAGUUCUGCAGCCAGCUGUUUACAUUUGCAGCCCGGUCUCCUCCUCUUUUUCAGCCCCAGACCUGGUUCACUUUGAAAACUGCAUUCCCUGCACCCUGCGUGAGCCAACAGCCCUGGGCAAAGAAGUUGAAAAGGCUUUAGAAUAUUGAUUCAAAAUGGAACAGAUAGAGGUUUCUGAUGAUUCCUGGCCGUGGUUUUCAUGGAUUUCUUCAUCUCUCAUCGUCUUCGGUGGUGUGGUCCCAUAUAUCCCACAGUAUCAAGAGAUUAAAAGGACUUCCAACCCUGAUGGAUUUUCUACUUGGGUAUGUUUGGUCUUGCUGGUGGCUAAUAUCCUCAGGAUAUUUUUUUGGUUUGGGAAGUUUUUUGAAUUCCCCCUCCUAUUGCAGAGUAUCAUGAUGAUCCUCACUAUGUUAACCAUGCUGCACUUGUGUUGCUCACUAAAGACUAUGAACAGAGUUUCCACUAAGAAGCAUUGCUUUACUGAUUUUGAAGCUGCAUACUUUUGGAAGUGGAGUCGAUUUGAAGAUUAUCUCCAAUUUUGCCUGUGCCUGACCAUCAUUGCUGCCCUGGUGACCUUUGUUUUUCUGGAUGUCUUGGUGUUUGUGGAAGGAAUGGGGCUACUGGCUCUACUCACUGAGGCUAUGCUGGGGAUGCCCCAACUUCUGAGGAAUUAUAAGAACAGAUCCACACACGGAAUGAGUGUGACGAUGGUCUUGCUGUGGACAACGGGGGACUGUUUUAAAACUGCCUAUUUUAUUAUUAAAGAAACUCCUGCUCAGUUCUGGCUUUGUGGAACAAUACAAAUAUGUAUAGACAUUGCUAUACUUCUGCAGGUGCACUACUAUAAUAAGGAGCAUUCCAAGCAUGGAUAAUGGAGAUGACCUUCACAAAAACCUGGUGCCAUGGUUACUGAAUUACCAUUUUGGAUAUACAAAGUAUAUGUUGUUCAUUGUGGGGUAUUUUAUUGCUUAGGUUUUUUGAAUCGGUCAAUGUACCAAGCUGCGUGUUACUAAAAAUUUUUAAGACUCCUUUUGAUCCUUUUAAAUAAUAUAUAGAUGUGCAGGCACAGUGGGUCAAGGAAAUGUGGAGGCUACAUACUGAUUCCAAGUUUGCACUGGUGUCCUUUGCCUUAAAUAUGUAUUUGUAAAUAUAAGAGGGGAUACUUUUUACCCAUACGGGGAUCUGAGAAUAAAGCCCAGACUGCUCCCCACAGGCACAUUAUAGGUCUAUGGCAGCUUGCAGCGAUCCCUCUGGCAAUUACUAUAAUAUCCAGAUUGCUAGUCUGGGCCUGCUUGUAUCUCCUACAUGAAAAAUUGGGUAGAGGUGAUUCUCCUGAUGUUACAUAAAAUAUAUAUACUAAAUAGAGAUUCUCUUAAUAUAAAUAUAUUUAUAUAUACCGGUAUAUAUAUAUUUUUUAAAUAUUUAUAAACAUUGUGGUAUUGCAAGUAGCUGCAAUGCAGUGCUAAGUGGAGAGCUGACAUAUUUUAAUAAAGAAAUGUAAUUAACAAAUUAUCGUGAAAAAUAGCCAAAUACAUUUUUAGGUGCUUUAACUGUAGAACCUAUAUCGCUACUAUGGAAUUUCCUUGUCCAGGUUUUUUUUACUCAAGGUAGCAAGACAGAGUUCUGUUCAUUAAGCCCUUGGUAAAUUAAGUCUCAGUAGUGAAGAUAUUGUUGGUACUGAAGGAGAACAGCAUAUGAGAACACAUAUGUGAGUAGUACACAGUAAUAUAUAUAUAUUAUAUAUAUAUACAGUACAUUGUUAUUUUGUAUUUCAUUAUUUCUUUAGACUUUACUUAGGGUAUGUUUUUAGCUGUGCGCUCUGACUCAUUCUGCUUCACUCCCUCCUUCCAGUUCUUCCCCAGAUGGCAGCUUGUGGGAUAGAAGCGAUUUGCGCCAAAAACCAAAGAAAACAUCUUAGGAGACAAAUGUCACAGCAGAAAAUGGCAAAGUGAAUAGCAAUCAGUUCAACUGAGUUGCAGGGUUCGGGGUUAAUUAGAGCCUAUUGGCCAAAUAUAUACAGAAACUGUGUUUUAUUCUAGGGCAGUGCAAUAGUUGACACUAGCGGCAAAAUGUAUUAAAAAAUAAAUUUGUUAUUUCUAUAAAACCUUGACCUGGGACAACAGAAUAGAAUGAAAAUAAACCGAAGGCAUACAUUUAUUUGUGUUCUGUUGCUGCAUUCUGUUUUAAUAUGAAUACAUUGUGCUGUUUUCUGAGAACUUUCCCCAACAACCACAAUAUCAUUACUUAAUGAGAUUAACUGCCCUGGCAGUGAUGCAUUUGUAUAUAUAAAGAAUCUGCCCCCAUAGCUCUAUUUGAUUGUAAAAUACUAUAAUUUAGCAUUUUAUGCUUUUGACAUUUUUUACGCAAAACAAGCAAUUAGUACAUUUGUUUCCCAGCACUUUUAUUUUGUAUUACCAAUGCCUCUUGUCUGCCACAGGAUAACAAAGGAUUUAAUCAGUCAGUUUGUUAGAUACACCUCAGUAAUUAUAAUCUUUUACCUUGAACCCCUAGGCGGCACUGCCCUUUACCAAAAACACACCAAUCCCUACACUAUUCUAGUAAGAGCGGCUCAUCUGUCCCAGCAAUCCCUUAAGGCCAGUCUAGGCUAUGCACAGUAGAGUAAAAUUGCAACCUAUAUGUAAAAAGCUGCACAGACCAGGGCCACAGCAAAGAUCCGCAGGACAAGAAGAAGCUUACAAUAGUACCCCAGUUAAUAGGAGCCCUGGGCAAAGUUGUGCAUUCAUCUCCCUGUGUUAGAUAAAGGCAAAAUGGAUGAUAUAGCUCUGGCAGCCUUAAUUCCAACUGGUGUAUCUCCUAACAUCUGUACAACAUGGUUUUUCCAAAUAUUGCUGGACUACCAGUCCCAGCAUUCUGCCAUGUACUGCAAAUUAUCAAAGGUAACAGCAUCAUGGGAGCUCUAGUCCAGCAGCCAUAGAGAUGGAUUAUUAAAGCAAUACUACAUAAUAAAUCUUCCCUCCAGGGCCAGUGGCCCAGUUGCUGCAAGGUGGUCUUUCAGAGAAUCCUUCCUCUUCUGUUUGCACUUGACUCUUUGUGCACCCCUCAAAAUGCAGCACCAUGCUCCUGCCAUUUGACAGAACCCCAUGCUUGACAGCGAUUCAUAUUCUUUUUGAAUGGAAUGGACAGUUUUGAGCACAUUGUACCCCUGUGCACAGGCAACAAAGGAGACCUGUGUUACAUUACAAAAUGUAUGUCUCCUUAAAAGUGCAUUAACAUCUGGAGACUCACGAGAUUGCUAUCUUCAUACUACAGUAUGUUAUUGGCAACUAAAUGUAAUAUUAUCUAUGUCUAAGUGAUAAUUAGUGUUUUCUCUUGACCCAGAGGCAACAAGCAGUGAUCAUGUGAUAGUCUCUCUUUGAAUCCCAUCUUAGCAUGGAGGUCCUUAGGUGGAAGUAGGCCUCAGUAAUAAAGGAGAAAAUCAAGCCCUAAAGUAAUAAUUCAUUAGAGAAGUACUCAACUAAGGAAAAAUGGUGUGAAGGUAGCAAUCCCCAGGUAGCACACAUGUGUAAGUGUAGGGGAGGGAAGAGUUCUGGAAAGGGACCCAGGCUUCCACUGUAGGGAAAUUAUUACACCUUUUGUCAGGUUACAAAGAAAAGGUUCAUGUCAUAAAAGAAUGAUAUAUGAGAACAAAACAGCAGAUAUUUGUUAUCCCAUACAUAUUUUGUACAACAGACUCCAGAACACUCCCGUUUGCUUCAGUUUGUUCACAGCUGGGUUCCUCCUCAGGCAGAUUUACAAAGAGACAAAUAAAGUGCAUAUUAAUAUGUAUGCCCUUUAAAUAUUAAUUUUUUUCUAGGUAUAGAGAAGCUACUCAACACGGGGAGUUAUUUUAAAAUUAUUACAGACAUCAUAUUAAUGUGAGUUGGCACUUACAACAGUGCUUGCAAUAUCUGAUGUAAAUGUGUAUAAUAUUCUUUGAUUGUUGUUCCGUUGGUUUAGUGGGAAGGGCUGGGAGCAAUUCUUAUGUUUAAUAAACAUGUAGCCCCGAUGAUGCUUUUCAUAUUAGAAGUAUUACCAAAGAAAUUACCACUUCAAGACAUUGUUGGCUAGAAUUUCUAAGUAGUGUUAUGAAAUACACUGCGAAUAUGUAUAUCAAAUAAAAGCAACAGAAUAUACAGGGUAAUAUAGGUGCAAAUGAACAAUAUUUAAAAUAUGUAAUUUGAUACCAAAUUCUGAAAAAAUACAUUGCUGGUUAAACUGCA
Molecule: messenger RNA, 4379 nt
Organism: Xenopus tropicalis (tropical clawed frog)
Lineage: Eukaryota; Metazoa; Chordata; Amphibia; Anura; Pipidae
Gene: slc66a2.2
Product: solute carrier family 66 member 2, gene 2
Exons: 5
Coding region: 315-1031 (238 amino acids)
Cellular component (GO): cytosol; membrane
Source: RefSeq, a predicted model, not a curated record